AUGGCUUUCAGCAGACUACUGAACCCUCAGACUACCAGCCUGUUACUGAACCCUCAGACUGCCAGCCUGUUACUGAACCCUCAGACUACCAGCCUGGUACUGAACCCUCAGACUGCCAGCCUGUUACUGAACCCUCAGACUGCCAGCCUGUUACUGAACCCUCAGACUACCAGCCUGGUACUGAACCCUCAGACUACCAGCCUGUUACUGAACCCUCAGACUGCCAGCCUGUUACUGAACCCUCAGACUACCAGCCUGGUACUGAACCCUCAGACUACCAGCCUGGUACUGAACCCUCAGACACUGAACCCUCAGACUACCAGCCUGUUACUGAACCCUCAGACUGCCAGCCUGUUACUGAACCCUCAGACUACCAGCCUGUUACUGAACCCUCAGACUGCCAGCAUGUUACUGAACCCUCAGACUGCCAGCCUGUUACUGAACCCUCAGACUACCAGCCUGUUACUGAACCCUCAGACUACCAGCCUGGUACUGAACCCUCAGACUACCAGCCUGGUACUGAACCCUCAGACUACCAGCCUGUUACUGAACCCUCAGACUGCCAGCCUGUUACUGAACCCUCAGACUACCAGCCUGUUACUGAACCCUCAGACUGCCAGCAUGUUACUGAACCCUCAGACUGCCAGCCUGUUACUGAACCCUCAGACUACCAGCCUGUUACUGAACCCUCAGACUACCAGCCUGUUACUGAACCCUCAGACUACCAGCCUGUUACUGAACCCUGGCCUGUCUGUCUGUCUGUCUGUCUGUCUGUCUGUCUGUCUGUCUGUCUGUCUGUCUGUCUGUCUGUCCGUCUGUCUGUCUUUCCCGUCCCCCCUCGGCCCCCGGGUCCCUUUAGCCAGAUCUCUUAUGAUUGAGAGCACUCUGUCCAGUCCAGUGUCUGUGGUGUGUUCUGGCUCACAGUUGUGCAGCCCGACAGCUCUUCAGCCAGCAGGGUGAUCGUGAGCUGCCGUUAACAACUGAGCCGGUUCAACGGUUCUGUCUGUCUGACUCAAACAGAGCCUGAAUACAGAGCGCUCCCGUCGGUUCUGCUGUGAUCUGAUCCGAGGUGGAUUACUGGUCACACAUUACAAGCUCAACAGUAACAGGACCGUCCCUCUUACACCGUGUCAGCCUUGGCCGUAUCUAAACCACAAAGUAAAAGAUACGAUGUGAUACCUUCUGAAUACCUCAGUGUGGACACAACGGUCCAGGCGCCACUAACCUAUUUUUAGAACCAGCAACUUGUGUCACCUGCUGGGUCCCAGAUCCCCCCCCCUCAUGGUGACACUAGCCUAUUGUACCGGUCCUCUGUGCCUGUGGACCAGAAACAAUGUUUUGUUCGUUUGUGCGAGCAUGUGUGUGUGUGUGUGAGUG
Molecule: messenger RNA, 1377 nt
Organism: Gadus macrocephalus (Pacific cod)
Lineage: Eukaryota; Metazoa; Chordata; Actinopteri; Gadiformes; Gadidae
Source: RefSeq, a predicted model, not a curated record